Messenger RNA from Patella vulgata (common limpet), 2124 nucleotides. Its product is annotated as probable tRNA (uracil-O(2)-)-methyltransferase. The coding region runs from base 85 to 2058 and encodes 657 amino acids. Lineage: Eukaryota; Metazoa; Mollusca; Gastropoda; Patellidae. The record is from RefSeq and is a predicted model, not a curated record. Gene Ontology annotation, biological process: tRNA methylation. The transcript has 11 exons. Gene Ontology annotation, molecular function: metal ion binding; tRNA (uridine) methyltransferase activity.
UAAAAUGUCAGCCCCCAUGAUGUAAACAAUUGCAACACAAAAUUAUAGUUUUUAUGUCUGUUGAUAGGGUAGGUCUAUGAAACUAUGGACGAACUUGAGAUCACAAAAUCUGCUUCAAGAAAAGAAAUUUCAACUCGUGGUUCAUUGUCUGGAUUUCUGGACUCACUGAGUGUUUUCAUCAACAAACCACACGUGGUAAAUAGACGAUUGGUUGGUGGUAAAAUUAUUUAUGAAGCAACAAAUGAUGAAGUACAAGGAAAUCUGAAUAAAGUUGGACAGAAAUUUAUUUUACGGUUCACUAGUAAAAGGGAGACAAACCCAUUUAAUGAUUGUGUUGGCGAUGUAGAUCUGAAUAAAAAUAAUAGCCAGAAUUGUAUUAUCGUUCGAGAUUUGAUACCGAAACAAAUUGAUAAAUAUCCAACUCUUAGAGAAAUAGUACAAUAUGACCAUGUCAACAAGAAAGUGACAUUUACACCAAUUUGUAGAAUAAAUGUGGAAAAUGGUGAAGAACGAAUUGAGACAAACAUCGAUGAUGAGAUGAAUUAUUGUUUUUCUUUUCAACAGGGCAAAGACAACAGUAAAAUCUAUCUUGAUGUGGAAAGAAGAAGUGGUCGAGAAGAUGGUCAUGUGACUUUAAUGUGGUUAGAAGAGAUUUUAUUGGUGAAGAUUUCUCGAUGGGCGGAGGAAGAUAAACUACGAACAGGUCAAACGUCUUUACGUCUCGUGCAGGUGGAUGAAUACAAUAAACUAUACAACCAUUUAAAACAGAAAUAUGGACUCAAACUUGUCGAGGUCUGGCCUGAGCGAACAGAUCCACAGAAAUUUGUUUAUGAAGAUAUCGCCAUAGCAACAUAUUUAUUGUUAGUAUGGAAAGAAGACAGAGAAUUAAAGGGUAUAAAAGAGAAACAAUCAUUUGUUGAUCUGGGAUGUGGUAAUGGUUUAUUGGUGUAUAUUUUAUCAGCUGAAGGGCAUCAUGGUGUAGGAUUAGAUUUGAGAAAACGAAACAUCUGGGAUUGGUAUGGAUCUGGGGUUGAAUUGAAGGAAGAAGCUAUUACUCCAUCUGGUGAGACCCUAUUUCCUCAAUACGAUUGGUUGAUUGGUAACCAUAGUGAUGAAUUAACUCCAUGGAUACCAGUAAUGACAGCUAGAUCAUCGUAUAACUGCUGUUAUUUUGUAUUACCGUGCUGUCACCAUGAUUUUGACUCUAAGUUUAAUGAACGGGGUGUCGGUGAGAGUCAGUAUCAGACAUAUUUACAGUUUGUAAAGAAAGUGGGCGGAGUCUGUGGAUUUAAUGUUGAGGAAGAUACUCUGCGUAUUCCUUCAACGAAACGAGUGUGUUUUAUUGGUCGAACUAGAAGUUAUGAUAUCACAGAUGAACUUUCUAUAGAUGAACAAAGAACAUUGUUUAUAGAUAACAGGUGCUCUAAGGGAGAUAAUUCUGAUAAACCUUGUGACAAGGGCGAUAACCCUACCACUGUUGAAGAAUGUGAUACUAGUAGUAAUAAAAAAAGGAAAAUUGCAGAUAGUGCAGUAACAGACUCCAAUAAAUGGACUGAGAAAUUUCAACCGAGAUCUAAUAAAGAAAUUGCCAGGAACUGUCAAAGUGUUUCUAAGGAAACGAAAGAGAAAAUAGUACAUGUUGUUUUUGAGAAGAUUUUAUCUUGUGGUGAUGAUAAAGUAACAACGAAACAUGAAACAGUGUGGAAUAGAGGAGGUAGUUUACCACUGGCUUCAGUAGCUGAUUUAUUUUCUGGUGAAACUCUUCAAGAAUUAAAAUCUGAAUGUGGCGGUUUACAAACUUUAUUACGGAAUCAUAAUCACAUCUUUCAAGUAACUGGUGGAGUUGUUAGAUUACGAGAUUUAUCCAGCGAUCAUCCGUGGGGAACGAAGCCAAAACAAAAAAAUAAAACAAAUAAAAUCAACCCUGAGGAAUAUUUUAAAACAAUGCUGUGUUGGUUCCAUGAUAAUCAUCCAGAUGGUUGUCCACGGUUACCAGACAAUUGUAAAUAUGCUCAUGGACUAUCAGAACUACGACCCAAACCAUCUAAACAUUCCUGACACAGAUGAAUAUAAGAUAAAGAUGUAAAUUUUAUACUGUGAUAAUAAAGAUUGUAGGAUUUAUAA